CCCGGCGUCUGAACACUGGUUUAUAUCAUUGGUGGGAAAAUCAAAUUAGGGUCUAGGGCUUGAGAAGAGAAAUGAACAGUCAGUGGGAGAAGAAGAAGAAAGCAAGAAUCACAAGUGAAGAUGGAGAAGACAGAAUCAGCAGAUUGCCAGAUGAAUUGCUUCAUCAAAUUCUCAAGUUCGUAGAUACCAAAUUAAGUGUUCAGACCAGCGCUCUCUCCAAACGAUGGAAGCGUGUAUGGACUACUCUCCCCUUUCUCAACUUCAAAUGGAAUCACUGGUAUUCAUGUCCGAAAAUGAGUAAUUUAACUCGUCAGGUAAUGAUUAAUCGAAACUAUCAAUCCCAGAUUUCAUGUCUGGAGAUGGCUAUGCUGCCUCAAGGCUUAAUGACUGAGUUUAUUAGAUAUGCUAUUGUUCGUCGUGUUCGAUACUUAAAUGUUCAUUUCCGGGCGGAACAUAAGCCGUUUAAGUUAUCAAAUUUUAACUCUGUAUAUAUUGAGAAACUGGAACUGACAAUUAAACUUGGAGAUUGUGUGUCAAAAUCAGAUUGUUGGGAUUUACCUGCUUUAUCGACUCUUUGCUUGACACGCAAAAAUUUUUGUGGGUUUAACCGGUUUGACGUUGACAAGUUGGCGGAAAUAUAUGUAACCUGCUUGCCUGCGUUGAGAAAUCUGUCGCUUGAAAGUUGGGAUUUGCAGUCCUGUGCUUUUCGUUUACCUGAAUUAACAUCUCUCGUUGUGCGUAUGUGUAAAUUGCCCAGUAAAGAUUGGGAUUUGCCAGCUUUGACUAGUCUAACUCUUGAUGAUGUACAAUAUCCUGAGAAUAUGAAGGACCUAUUUGCUGCACUUGUCAGUUUACAAAAUCUUAAAUUAUUUCACAAAGAGGUUUCUAUAUGUAAUUGUUUUGUACAUUGUCCUGAAUUGGUGAACCUGGAGAUCGAGACCCGCUACAACCAGGACAAGGGGAUUCCUACUAGUAAAAUUGUGGUUUUUGCUCCAAAGCUAAAGAAAUUUACUUCUAUUGGUAUCUUCCCAGUAACUUUUGAGGAUACUAAGUUGGACUAUGUAAAUGUAAGACUAAAGGGUUGGAUAGAUGCAAAAAGCUUCUCGCGGCAGAAGAUGAAAGAAUGUUAUCAACAGCUUACAAGUAUGCUACCAGGACUUGGUAGUGCUAAGAUUCUUAGUCUUGACUUGGAGAUCAUUGAGGCACUUCUCUGGAUUUUUGACUUUCUUGUAAGUUUCCCUUCUCCAUUCUGUGACUUGGAGUAUGUAAAGCUGCCACUUGGAUGUAAUGAGGCAAGUUUAUCCAGUACUCUGAGAAGCUACUUACUUGGUGGCUCCCCAGCAGCCACCAUGGUCACGGCAUUGCCACAGAAUAUAAUUUCUCGUAAAGAGGCAUCUACUGUGAAAGCCCAAAAUGUGGUGCGACAAGAGCCGGGAUCUCCAACCAAAGUGUUGAUUAAUUCUCAAUAUGUACAUAAAAGUGUGUUUGUCGACACUGCACACAUGGGAGUGCAGGAAGAGCUUGUGGGGCAGAACUCUUUAUUAGAUGGUGACAGGGUUAGACAAAUAGGUGCACCAGUUAAAAGGACAGGCAGUGGUCGGGUAAGUUCUUCUGGGGGUAAUAGUGAUUUUAGGUUAUGGCAGGGCCAUGAGGUUUACUGUGAGUUUGUAUGUCUGCUUGAUCGCAUUAUGGAUAAGUACCCAGAAACCUUUGAGCACUUCACCACUAAAAACAAGAAAUUUUGUACAAUUAAGCUGAAUAUGUUGUGCACCUCUGUGAAUGACUUUACCAAAAUUUCUCUGAGUGAUGUUGAUGCUAAGACGAUAGCUGAGUACAGGGAAGUAUUUGCGGAGUUGCAGGAAUUCGGAUUCAAUGUGAGUUGGCUUUUGGGUCGUCUGAACUAUAUAGAACAGGUCCGGUUUUCACAGCCCCUACUUUCGGAGAUUCAUGCGAUCGACUGUCAUAUUGUUGAUGCCAAAAGUAAGUUACAAGAGUUUCAGGUUUGUAUUGAUGAUACUAAAUCUAAAUUAAAGGAUCUAGAGACUCUUCGUGCUGAAAAGAUGCAUGCGAUUCAGAAAGCUUUUGGACCUAUGGCUACAAACCUUGUUGUUGGCUACGUAGGAGAUGAUCUCUUGUCAAGUCCAGAGUUUCCCCCUGAUCAGUCACAUGCUUGAGAGUUUUUUUUGUAGGCCUUUUAACUUUUUAUAGUUUCAGGUGCUCAAGUCUUUGGUACCUUUGAACUUUUUGAUGAUAGUAAAAUUAAAUUGAAGGCUCUGGAGACUCUCCGUACUGAAAAGAUGGAAGAGAUUCAGAAAGCUUUUGGACUUACGAUCACAAACCCUUAGUUUUCUCAUGAUGAGUCGCAUGUUUAAGAUUUGUUUGUAUGCCUUUUAUGUGUAUUCUACUCAGGUAUUCAAGUCUCUGGUAUCUAUUGUCAUCCUGCAUGUAGACUUUAUGUUAAAAUGUCCUUGUGUUUGAAGUUUUAAGUUUCUG
Molecule: messenger RNA, 2493 nt
Organism: Daucus carota subsp. sativus
Lineage: Eukaryota; Viridiplantae; Streptophyta; Magnoliopsida; Apiales; Apiaceae
Product: putative F-box/FBD/LRR-repeat protein At3g56780
Exons: 3
Coding region: 72-2174 (700 amino acids)
Molecular function (GO): protein binding
Source: RefSeq, a predicted model, not a curated record